This is a messenger RNA of Penicilliopsis zonata CBS 506.65, 735 nucleotides long. RefSeq lists its product as hypothetical. The record is from RefSeq and is a predicted model, not a curated record. Lineage: Eukaryota; Fungi; Ascomycota; Eurotiomycetes; Eurotiales; Aspergillaceae. Gene Ontology annotation, cellular component: cytosolic small ribosomal subunit; ribosome. Gene Ontology annotation, biological process: maturation of SSU-rRNA from tricistronic rRNA transcript (SSU-rRNA, 5.8S rRNA, LSU-rRNA); translation. The transcript is spliced from 3 exons. The coding region runs from base 41 to 643 and encodes 200 amino acids. Gene Ontology annotation, molecular function: structural constituent of ribosome.
GACGACACCCAGCGUUGAUUAGUCCCGCAUCACCGCAAAUAUGGGUAUCUCUCGCGACUCUCGUCACAAGCGCUCGGCCACCGGUGCGAAGCGCUCUCAGUACCGCAAGAAGAGAGCCUUCGAGAAGGGCCGUCAACCCGCCAACACCCGUAUCGGCACCAAGCGCAUUCACCUGGUGCGCACCCGCGGCGGUAACCGCAAGUUCCGUGCUCUGCGUCUCGAUGCGGGCAACUUCUCCUGGGGCUCCGAGGGCGUGAGCCGCAAGACCCGUGUGAUCGUGGUCGCCUACCACCCGUCCAACAACGAGCUGGUCCGCACAAACACCCUGACCAAGUCGGCCGUGGUGCAGAUCGACGCCGCCCCCUUCCGCCAAUGGUACGAGGCUCACUACGGCCAGCCCCUGGGCCGCCGCCGCCAGCAGAAGACCGAGACGACCGAGGAGAAGAAGAGCAACAGCGUGGUGAAGAAGCAGGCCGCCCGCUUCGCCGAGCAGGGCAAGGUCGAGUCCGCCAUCGAGCGCCAGUUCGAGUCCGGUCGUCUGUACGCCGUCAUCGCCUCCCGCCCGGGCCAGAGCGGCCGUGUCGACGGCUACAUCCUCGAGGGCGAGGAGCUGGCCUUCUACCAGCGUGCCAUCCGCAAGUAGAAAUUUUACCACUUCUAGUUCCUACGGAGGUUCGGAGUUUAGCAUUUUCGAGAAAAAAAUAACCACGAUGUUCCAAUCUUAGUUCCCUCCUG